AUGCCGAUCAAGGCAAAGCCCAUUGACCCCAGUCGAGCUCGGCUUGCCUUGCUGGGUCAGUGGAAUCGGCAAGGUACGACGGCUUGCAGUCUCGCCACUCCCGCAAACGGCAGAGGGAAUGACAGUCGGGCCAUUAGCAGAGGCAGCAGCACAAGCACGAGUUCCAGUGAGGGAAGUCGUUCGGGCAAAAGAGGCCGUCGACCGCAGGACAAUCGCACGACGAAAACUGGAAGCAACGACAAUGGUGCGGCACCAGCGUUCUUAACAUCUGUAGGGGCGCCUGAAGGAGAGAGCGAUACAUCAGAUAGCGAUCCGGAGUUGUACCGCGCGGCUCGGGAGAGAACUGCACGGUUUUUGUACCCCAAUGGUCGUCCUGUUGUCAACAUCAGCAGCAGCAGAGACACUGCUGUUAGGGAAGAAAGUGGAAGGGCAACAAGGAAUGUGGAGAAAAUACACCUUGGUGUCUCACCGCCGCGGACCCCCAUGAAUCAACCUCCUUGUCGUUUGCACACUGGCAAUCAACAGAUCGAGCGGCAAAGUAGAAACAAUGAUACAAGUUUACUGAGCAGCCACGAGGAAUCCUCCCCGCCUCAUGGUGAACCACCCCUUGUUAUACAAGAGGCUCUUCGAGGGCCACAGGGGACAGCAGACAGUGCGACAUAUCGCGACUUUGCUCGUCUCAUGGAUCUUAUCGCCACGGACGUUCAGAAGGAGCGUGACGAAAAGCAGUUGCAGCAACAACAACAGCAGCAGCAGCACCAAAAAGCGCCAGAGGGUGAAGCUAAGCACACGACACUUCUUGUGAAGACUAAAGAGUACAGCCAGGGCCCUGGUCAACAAGGACAGAGCGAUACUUCCAAGAUGUACGUUGUUCCUCCAACCACAUUUGAUGAGUUACAGGAGCGUGUUCUCUUGCAGAUAUACGCUGCAAGCGAGGAAGAUGACAAUGCCAAGUAUUUCAUUGCCACGGAUCAUAUGGCGGAGGCGUUUACCUUGGCUGCACUGGAGGCGGCACGUGAUGAUAUUUCAGCAGACCCUACGGUCACCCUUGGGGCGCCAAGGGCAAUGGACGGUAAUAAUGCGAUUUCCAGACCGACGGGAACACCACUUUCCAUUAUGGAGAUUAUAGCCCUUGAGCGUGCUCGCCGAAACGCUCGGGCAGCUCUUCAGAGUCGCCAGGAGGAGGAGGAGGAGGUGGGGGGGGAAGUAACUCUUGGUCGAAAUUCAGAGGCAUUACUAUGUACGGAUGCGGACGUUAUUGCAGCUACAGCGGAGAAGUCAUUGUACCGUUUCCUGUUGGCUGUUCGUUGCAUUGAACGUGCGGUGCGCAAUCGGUGUGUGACCGAUGAUUUGGGUCGCUUUUUGUUUGCCCAUCACAAGCCAUUUCUUCAAGCUUGCAGUGACAAAGGGUUAACGGAGGAUGCGAUUCGAGAGUUCCCCCAUGAGGCCUUUACGGCGUAUGAGCGGUACUCUCGCUACGUGAGCAAAUUUAUAACUGAGUUGCUGACUCGAAAUGUUCCAAACUUUGAUAUGGAGGAAUUUGUCCUGGCGCUGUUUGAUGUGGAAAUAUACGGCGAAGAAGGCGACGCGCGUGAGGAAAACGUCUCGAUGGAUGUUUUAUCGUACCCUGCGUGGCGCCUGUUACUAUCCACCUCUUCCUUUAAUGAGUUCUGCACCUUCAUGGAUGACUUUAUUGCGGAGGAGUAUGGUGUGGAGAAGGUGGCUUUGCCUGACGGCAGUGAGGCCAAGGAUGACAGUAGGGCAAUGCCCUCUCGUUACGAUGAGAACGGCGUGGUUGUGGUGGCAGGCGCACGAGGGAUCCGUGCACUGCUGUCAAGGACGAAGGACAACAUGGCGAGGGUGACGGCAGCCGCCGGGGACGACACACUGCGGAUGGGGAUACACAACGAAGGUUCACACGUCGGCAGUGAUCCCUUUCUCCCUCUCCCUCAUGACAGCAGUGCCACCGAGAGUCGAGCGUCCCAUGAAAAGCAGAAGUCACCGUUGCGGGGAAAUUAUUCCGCAAAAGAGGCCGGCAUGCGUUCUGAUUUUGCCCUGAUGACGUCCUUGAAUUCUAACUCGGCUUUCUCUGUCACUUCCAGUGCGCCGCUUGCAAACAGUUCAAAAAGUCCACCACCGCUGCCUUCGCAAUAUACACAGCGCAGCAAAGGCAACCUUGGAUUCCUUAACUCGUUUCCCAAAGUUUCACAUGGGCGACGUCGGCCCGACGCACUGCCAGGACGCAAUUUGCCACCGUUACUUGCUGUGAAGGCGACAGAGGCGGCGGAGGCACUCUUCUCUACUGUUCCAUCGAAGCUAAAUGAAAGUCUCGAGGACACCGCCUCUCUUCCAGAUCGUUCCGGGACGGCGUCUCUGACAAGGGGACGCAGUGGGAGGGGUAAUCACUCCAGCGGAGAGACCAAUUCUUAUCACGAGAGUGAACCUCCUUCCUUGACUAGUGCUAGUUGUGGUCACAAAAGGAAAAGCAAGGAUAGUAGAGGCUGUAGCGGCACACAGACGGGUGCUGGCGCUGGGGGCACAACAACAGUAAAAAAACCACGAGGGAAGAAGACACCAUCUGUUCCACGCCGCUAA
Messenger RNA from Trypanosoma rangeli, 2595 nucleotides. RefSeq lists its product as uncharacterized. NCBI's taxonomy places the organism in Eukaryota, Euglenozoa, Kinetoplastea, Trypanosomatida, Trypanosomatidae. The transcript has a single exon. Bases 1 to 2595 code for a protein of 864 amino acids. The record is from RefSeq and is a predicted model, not a curated record.